CGUUGUCGAGCAACUUGGACUUGAACGAUGCGGUUUCUAAUGGACAAAUAAGGAAACGACGUCGUUUAGGUUUCCUUGUCGCGGCUACUCGUGCUGUUGAUUUGAAGCUGAACACUGGUCUCAGAAGCGAGGCUUUGGGUGCCCUUUAAUGGAAUGCGAUUGCUUUUCUUUGAGAAUGCGCAGUCCACCCCCUAGUUUUCGAGGGAUAUUCUUCUUGCCGAGCUGCCCGAUACAGUCUCCUUCGCUUAAAUUCUUCAAGAAACCUCAAACAAUCUCCAGAAAUUUUCAGUUUUCUAUUCGGUUGAAAUCUUUGUCUUGUGCUCUCGAUGCUAUUGAGUCAAACCCUACAGGCCAUUGGGCUUUCGGCGAUGCCCAGAACUUGCCGGUUCGGCUUCAGGAUGGGUUCCAGAAAACGCCCAGUAAACUGUCGAGUCCCAAUAGACCCAAUUCGACGCCGGGGAAUAAGAUUCCUGAAACAGUUGAAAAGAAGAGAAUUUGGAGGGGUUUGGAUUUUGAUAGCAAGGGGAGGCUAAGACAGUAUUCGGGGAUGCUGAGGACUUGUGCUUCAAAAGGGGAUUUAAAUGAAGGGAAGGCCAUUCAUGGGCAGGUGAUAAAAAGUGGGAUAAACCCGGAUUCCCAUUUGUGGAAUUCUUUGGUCAAUGUUUAUGCAAAAUGUGGGAGCGCUAACUACGCAUGUAAGGUGUUUGGGGAAAUACCUGAACGAGAUGUUGUGUCCUGGACGGCUUUGAUUACGGGGUUUGUUGCUGAAGGAUAUGGAAGUGGUGCUGUUAAUUUGUUUUGUGAGAUGCGGAGGGAAGGUGUUGAGGCAAAUGAGUUCACCUAUGCGACUGCUUUGAAAGCUUGCUCCAUGUGCUUGGAUUUAGAGUUUGGGAAACAAGUGCAUGCAGAAGCUAUUAAGGUUGGAGAUUUUUCUGAUUUAUUUGUUGGGUCUGCUCUUGUUGACCUUUAUGCAAAAUGUGGUGAGAUGGUGCUUGCAGAGAGAGUCUUCUUGUGCAUGCCCAAGCAGAAUGCUGUGUCAUGGAAUGCAUUGCUUAAUGGGUUUGCACAGAUGGGUGAUGCUGAAAAGGUUUUGAAUUUGUUUUGCAGAAUGACAGGAUCAGAAAUAAACUUCAGCAAGUUUACUUUGUCUACUGUCCUCAAGGGUUGUGCAAACUCAGGAAAUUUAAGGGCAGGCCAAAUCGUGCAUUCUUUGGCAAUCAGGAUUGGUUGUGAGCUUGAUGAGUUUAUUAGUUGUUGUCUUGUUGAUAUGUACUCCAAGUGCGGGCUGGCAGGUGAUGCACUAAAAGUUUUUGUGAGGAUUGAAGAUCCUGAUGUUGUAUCCUGGAGUGCAAUUAUCACAUGCCUUGAUCAAAAAGGGCAGAGCAGAGAAGCAGCUGAGGUAUUUAAAAGAAUGAGACACUCAGGUGUGAUACCAAACCAGUUUACCCUUGCUAGUCUUGUCAGUGCUGCCACUGAUUUGGGUGACCUAUAUUAUGGUGAAAGCAUCCAUGCUUGUGUUUGCAAGUAUGGUUUUGAAUAUGAUAAUACGGUUUGCAAUGCCUUGGUCACAAUGUAUAUGAAAAUUGGUUCUGUUCAAGAUGGUUGCCGGGUGUUUGAAGCGACAACUAAUCGGGAUUUAAUUUCAUGGAAUGCCCUCUUAUCUGGAUUCCAUGACAAUGAAACUUGUGAUACAGGGCUAAGGAUCUUCAACCAGAUGCUUGCGGAGGGUUUCAACCCAAACAUGUACACAUUUAUCAGCAUUCUAAGAUCUUGUUCCAGCCUUUCAGAUGUAGACCUUGGGAAGCAAGUGCAUGCCCAAAUAGUAAAGAACAGUCUUGAUGGUAAUGAUUUUGUUGGAACAGCUCUGGUUGAUAUGUAUGCCAAAAACAGGUUCUUGGAAGACGCAGAAACAAUUUUUAACAGAUUGAUUAAAAGAGACCUCUUUGCUUGGACUGUGAUUGUUGCUGGUUAUGCACAGGAUGGCCAAGGGGAGAAGGCUGUGAAGUGUUUCAUUCAAAUGCAACGAGAAGGUGUGAAGCCCAAUGAGUUCACACUUGCCAGCUCUUUGAGUGGUUGCUCCCGUAUUGCAACUCUAGAUAGUGGGCGGCAACUCCAUUCCAUGGCAAUUAAGGCUGGGCAGUCAGGUGAUAUGUUUGUUGCUAGUGCUCUUGUUGAUAUGUAUGCGAAAUGUGGGUGCGUAGAAGAUGCUGAGGUUGUUUUUGAUGGCUUGGUUUCACGGGAUACAGUCUCAUGGAACACGAUCAUUUGUGGAUACUCACAACAUGGGCAAGGAGGGAAGGCUCUCAAAGCCUUUGAGGCUAUGUUAGAUGAGGGCACUGUGCCUGACGAGGUUACCUUCAUAGGUGUUCUUUCUGCAUGUAGCCAUAUGGGUUUAAUUGAAGAAGGGAAGAAGCAUUUUAAUUCAUUGAGCAAAAUCUAUGGAAUCACUCCUACUAUUGAGCAUUAUGCUUGUAUGGUUGAUAUCCUUGGAAGGGCAGGAAAAUUUCAUGAGGUUGAAAGCUUUAUUGAGGAGAUGAAGCUAACUUCAAAUGUCUUGAUCUGGGAGACUGUUCUUGGAGCUUGUAAAAUGCAUGGAAACAUAGAAUUUGGUGAAAGAGCUGCAAUGAAACUUUUUGAGCUUGAGCCUGAGAUAGACUCAAAUUAUAUACUACUAUCUAAUAUGUUUGCAGCCAAAGGUAUGUGGGAUGAUGUUACAAAUGUUAGGGCAUUGAUGUCCACUCGGGGGGUUAAAAAGGAACCUGGAUGCAGCUGGGUUGAGGUCAAUGGUCAAGUCCAUGUCUUUUUGUCUCAUGAUGGUUCACAUCCAAAAAUUAGGGAAAUCCAUCUAAAGUUACAGGAUCUACACCAGAAACUGAUGUCAGUUGGCUAUACUCCAAACACGGACCAUGUGCUUCAUAAUGUCUCCGACAGAGAAAAACAGGAACUCCUCUUUUAUCAUAGUGAAAGAUUGGCUCUUGCCUUUGCUCUUCUAAGCACCAGCACCAGGAAAACUAUUAGGAUUUUCAAGAACCUCCGCAUCUGUGGUGACUGCCAUGAUUUUAUGAAGUCCAUUUCAGAAAUUACAAACCAAGAAUUAGUUGUUCGUGACAUUAAUUGUUUUCACCACUUCAAGAAUGGCUCUUGCUCUUGUCAGAAUUUUUGGUGAUUUUGCUUGAGAGGGCAUACAAGGAGAAGGGAUACAGGCAACAAGGUUUAAGUCUAAACAUAUUCCUUGAAGCUGAAGUUGCUCUGCGCUCAGUGCCAUGGUUUCCUGGCUAAAGAAAUCCCAUGAGAUGAUUUUUUUCUUUCCAAGGGCAUUAUUACUCCAGGUAUAGAAUCCAUAUCAUGCUCCUUGGUAUAUGAAGCUGAACUUUUGCAUUUGAUGGUUUCAUCCCUGAAUGAGAAAAGUUGCCUAUUUAUGAAGCUGCUGAAUUCUGGAAUCAUUCUUCUGUAGCUGUGGGAACAACUUCAUAAAAUGUUGAAGUUUUGGGUUCAUCAGAUAUGAAAGUUCACCAAACUAAGGAUGGAAAUGCUUCUGGUCUUCAGUUCAAAUAUUUGAUUUCAAAAGAAAUCUGAUUCAUUUUGAUUCUCUCAAUGAGGUCCUGAAAACAAGCAGGGUGAUGCAUUUGGCGGAGUUUGAGGAUAAGCUCCAAUCACUAUUGUGGUCAUUGUUGGAGCUGAGGCAAUUGAAAAUUGGUUAAACAAUUUCUUAAAGAAUUGACCAAAUAGAUAAUUAUGAUGAACAAAUCACUGCUUAUUUCGAAGAGCCUUUGAUUAAGAGAAGAAAGCAGAUAAUUGUGCCACUGAACAAAGACCAUUGAGAAGAACUUGGCUUAUAUAGCAUUAGACAAAAGCUCCAAUCGGACCUUGCAAGUGAUGAUGCUAGACCACUUGGUUUGUUGACAGGUUUCAAAGAGCUGAGUACCCCCUGAUCUCCUCCAACCUAGCUCAGAAAGAUUCUGAUCACACGCAGAGGAGAGCUCACCCAACUGGGGCAGUGAUGAGCUAAAUGGAAGCCAUGGAGAGAUUCAUGGUAAUGCAAUCCCCAUCUUUUAAUGGGGAGCCAAAUGCUGAAGUGGCGAAGAAUUGGCUAAAGCGAAUAAGAAGAAUAUCUGAGGGCUCAGAUAUCCGAGAGAAAUAAAGGGUGGGUUUGGCAACAUAUAUGUUAGUGGACAAAGCAGGGUUUUUUUAUGGCAAACCAUGAAAAGGGUGUAUCAUGUAUGAUACAGAUGUAAUGACAUGGGAUCGAUUUGAGAGAAUUUUCUUAGACAAAUAUUUUGACUUAGAGAUUUGGAUAAUCA
Molecule: messenger RNA, 4301 nt
Organism: Vitis vinifera (wine grape)
Lineage: Eukaryota; Viridiplantae; Streptophyta; Magnoliopsida; Vitales; Vitaceae
Product: pentatricopeptide repeat-containing protein At3g24000, mitochondrial
Exons: 6
Coding region: 149-3166 (1005 amino acids)
Biological process (GO): RNA modification
Molecular function (GO): protein binding; zinc ion binding; RNA binding
Source: RefSeq, a predicted model, not a curated record